CCAUAUUUUUCUUCAACAUGUUCGAUGAAAACGUUGAUGCGGAUAUCAAAACAAAUCUCGGGAAGCUCAGCGAGCGUCAUUGUUGAAUUUAGUUGCCAAAAUUUCGCUAAUAAUCUACUUAGUUUUACAUAGCGCGGAUUAUUACAGUUGCUUAAAUUUGAAAUACAUAAACUUUAUAAUCGUAAUUUUAAUUAUAUUAACGAGGUGUGAAAACUCUAAAUUCGUUGAGCUUUUUGAAAUUGCUGUUUGGAAAUUGCAUAAAAACAUAAGUAGGGUAUGAUUUAUGUAUUUUUUGUUGAUUCGUUAGAAAUUCCUAAUUUGGGAAAGUGACACACCAUAUUCUUGCGUAGACUGCAAAGUAUUUGUGAAUGAAAACCGGACGGAUCUCAAUGUUAGUGCGUGGGGCGCACGCUAAUAGCGACCUCCGCCUCGACGUGACCUAAUCUCAGUCUCAUUCAAAAAAUCCGCAGAGUAGCAGAAGAAAUAUGAAUAGCUAAGUCUGAACAACAGCAUCAUCCUGUACCAUCGUGAGACAUGCGGGCAUCACAGCAGCGCUCCUGAAUGAGAAACCCUGCAGUGGGGAGAACAGUUUAUCCACGUCCACCCAAAAGGUCGUAUUUUCUCCCGUGGUGUUUGUGUGGAGCGUGCCACACACCCACUCCACAACAACGACGGCUUUUGCUUGCAUCUUCCAGUGUUUCUUCUGUCAGCAAGUUCAGCGGAGCUGCAACUCGUCCAGCGCCAGCCCUGAAGAAACCAGCGAGGAGCAUCACGACUGUGAGAUGGUGAAGAUGACAAAGUCCAAGACUUUCCAGGCUUACCUGCCCAACUGUCACAGAACCUACAGCUGCAUCCACUGCCGGGCGCACCUCGCCAAUCACGAUGAGCUCAUCUCAAAGUCAUUCCAAGGCAGCCAGGGACGAGCCUACCUCUUUAAUUCAGUUGUGAAUGUGGGAUGUGGUCCAGCCGAGGAGCGAGUUCUCCUUACAGGUUUACACGCUGUGGCAGACAUCUACUGUGAAAACUGUAAAACCACUCUGGGCUGGAAAUAUGAACACGCUUUCGAGAGCAGCCAGAAAUACAAAGAAGGCAAGUUCAUCAUCGAACUGGCUCACAUGAUCAAAGAUAACGGUUGGGAGUGACCCUCACCUGAUUCCUCUCUGCUCAGUGACCUUCGGGCUACUCUGUCGUGGACUUUGCCGAGUGACACCGCACACCCACAUGCACACGAACGAGAAACGCACAGACACGCAAACACGCACCGCAUCGUCUACCUUGACACAUCCAGACAUCUCUACUGGGACAUUGCGAAACUCGAAGGCAGAGCGCUGGAAAAUAAACAGAGACAUCUACGGUCACUAAGAGACUCUGGGACCUUUUUCACUUUGGGAUUCAAACCCUCUCCCUUUACGUUGAACUGGUUUAGGUGUGCUCGGCCCUUGUGUGUAACUGUUAACGGUAUCCAGAUGACACGAUCUCACUUUUUUCUUUACUUUAUCUUUGUGAACAAGCAGGAUGAGGUGUGCGUGUGUGUACUCUUCCUUUUGGUGGGAAUCUCAAAUCCCUACCGGUGGACUGAUGUUACUGGUUAACGUUUAUCUCCCCGAGUCGGUUCUCUGAUUGUACUCUUUCUUGUCACAUAGCAUCAGACAUUAUCAGUUUUUAACAUGUUAAAAGGGUUUAGGCUAUGUAGCAGCAUCUUGAAUCCUAUUGGCUUGGGAGGAGGAAAGGGGUUUGCGGCGGGGAUGCGGCAUGACAUUUUGUAUUUACGAUAUCCCCUUACGAUAUUUCUUCCUCGGAUGACUUCACUGUGCAAUUCACGGGACGCUCUGGUACAGCGGUAGCGUCUGAACCCUGCGGGAGCUUUAGUUGUCUCUGGUGCUUUUGGUGAGAUUACACAAACAUCCUUUUUAGGAUUGAGUUGGCAUUUGUGGCAGGUUCCAUUUUUGCAAACAUACUAUAGACAAGUCGUUCGGACGCUGGGGAAAACAUGCGCGUUAAGUUUUCAACCCCUUCACGCCAAAUGAGUCGAGAUUUUACAAAAAGAAAACAUUUUAUACAAAAAAACCAUUCUUGUUGUUAUUACAAUCAUGUGUUCAUGUUCAUUAAUAUGUGUAAUUUAUAUGUUCAACCACGUUUGAACAUGCGCACGCAUGUUAGCUCUGUUUUUUUUUUUCGCAUUAUGUUUAUGGCAUACUUGAAUACAGUUACGUUGUUUGCACUUUGGAGAGGCCUUGAUCAUGGGUUUAGAGGCAAAAGUCUGUCCAUUUAUGGCCUUUUCGUUGCUUAUCGAACGAUUGUAUUAAGAUGCUUCGAAUGAAUGCUGGGUUCGGGUGAUUGCUGGCUUAAUCAUCUCCCUCUAGUAAAAAAAUAAACGAAAAAAAAAUCAGCUGCUCUUGACCGCGAACGCAAACGUUCGCAAAAAUGGUUUCAGAUUGGACACAUUUUCGAUGCGACAUCACGCAAUUCUUUUGCUGCUAAUAUAGACAAAUGCAAUCCAGACGCUUUCACUUCUGCACUUUAUCGGACUGCCUGAGAUCACGCAACUUGUAGUCUUUUCACAACUUUGCCUCUAAGCAGCAUGAAUCUUGUGCCUCUUCAAAAACAGAAAGUAACCUCCUUGUCCUCUGUUGUGCGGCGCAUGACUCCGAGACCCCUUCACGUCAGCUUGAAGCGACUGAGGCUUCAUAUCGAUCUCAAACCAACAUGACCUAAUGAAAACAACCUCACAGAACCUCGAUCCACUCGAAAUCUAUAAAGAAUCGUAAUAUAAUCCAGUAUUUUUCAUAUUUCAAAGAGGUUGUAUUCUGCGAAGUAUAAAUGGGUGGGGCUUUUAGAGUGGGAGGGGGUGGAGCUUACUUCCUUUAGAGGAAAAAGGGUGGAGCUUGCUUCCUUUAGAGGCCAUUUAACGUAGAAUUUUAUGGGAAAAAUAUAUCGAACCAUAUUGAGGUUUGAUGCGUUUAGGGGCGGGUGGGACGGCGGGUGUUAUAAUAUAUUAUUAUAAGGAGUGGCGAACCCUCAGUUAGCAUUUAUCGCCAAUAAAGGUCAGUCAGGUCACAUGACCUUUGAAUCAGUCAAAGACAAUGCAAACAAUAGUUGUAGAAAUAUCUUACUUGAAAGAAGAGACAGCGUUACAGACAAUUGUCCCUCUCACACAGUUUUGUAUAUAAAGUAAACAUAUUUAAAGUUUUAUACAUAUUUCUACUGGGUUAGUUUCUCUACUUCCCUGACUUGAAGCACUUUUGUUCACUGUACCUCUGGCUUUAUGUAUAUGUGUGUGUGUGAAUGAGAAAAGAAAGUGUGUGUUUGUGAGCGUGUGGAUGCAUGCGUGUUCCCAUUGUUUAUUUGUAGUUGUUUUUGCUGUCGUUCACUAGUUCUUGUGUACCGUUUGCUUUCGACACUUCUUUCGCUGUCUCACGCAGCGUGUUUGACGUGCUUUCUUAGCUUGACGAUAACAAGAUUUGUAUUUUUUCCUUUGAUCUUAUUAAAGUUCAUUUUUGUCCCUCUGUAGUUUCUGACGAGCGUUUAAUAGCUCCUGGUUGUGUUUUUGAAUCGGUGAGCUGGAUUCACCUGCCGAAAUUUCACAUAAGAAACACAGACCAAGACUUUUUGAAGCAGAUUGAGACUGGAGGCCAGUGUCACUUUUACGUGCACCAAAAUAUUUGAGCUGGGAGCUUUGUCUUUUUUGUCUGCUGGAAACAUAAUGAUGCGGUCAAACCAAAAAGCAAGUUUGUGGCCUCGCCGACUAGCGAGUGGGAAAUUACGUUAUUAAAAUUGUGUUUUGAUUAUUAUUUACAGCAAUUUAAUAAGGUGUUUUGUUUUUGAUAUUGGCUAUUGAAAGAUUGUUUACUGGUUUCUAUUGGUGACACUGGUUUUAAAAAAAUAAUAGAUGAGAUUUGUCAUUUAAAAAAAAACAUUUAGUUUAAGGUGACAAAGGUAUGCAAAGGAAAUGAUUGUACAUUUUCGAGAGUUAUUUUUAUUAGGAUUUUU
This is a messenger RNA of Misgurnus anguillicaudatus (oriental weatherfish), 3990 nucleotides long. It is a transcript of the gene ypel1, whose product is annotated as yippee-like 1. Lineage: Eukaryota; Metazoa; Chordata; Actinopteri; Cypriniformes; Cobitidae. The record is from RefSeq and is a predicted model, not a curated record.